Biomphalaria glabrata is the source of this 889-nucleotide messenger RNA. RefSeq lists its product as uncharacterized. Lineage: Eukaryota; Metazoa; Mollusca; Gastropoda; Planorbidae. The record is from RefSeq and is a predicted model, not a curated record. The transcript has 2 exons. Bases 187 to 585 code for a protein of 132 amino acids.
CACUUCCUGGAGAAAUUUAGAAAAAAAAAUAAAAAAUAUCAAAAUGAAGCCCUAAAGAAAGGAAGAUUGUUCAGUUCUUCCCUGUACGACUUCCUAAAAUAAAAAAAAAAGACAACAUCUAAUCUAAUUUAAAAAAAAAAACUUUAAACAAAAAGAACAGAAGUCGUAUUUGGAAGAAGGAACAAAAUGGAUAAAGCCACCACGAGUUCGCAAGGCACAUCUAGAUCUAAGUCCAAGUCUAGUGACUUCUUCAGCCCUAGAGAGACAUCUACCGGAGGAAAGAAAGCCAAAGGAAAGAAAGAAGAGGACAAUGUGAACACAGCCUAUUACUCAGAAGAGGAAGAUUGCAAUCCUACUACUGCCAAGCUCAAAGAGACCCACCACAAGAUGAAAUACAAAGAGGAUAAUGUUGAUGGGGACCCAGAUACUCCCAUCCCACGACUUGAGAGGUACAGGCGUGAAUUGGCCAGAACUCGCAGGAGCAAGCGGAAGAUCCCCUUCAUCUACUUGAACACGUACGACACAGUCGUCUCCUUUCUCGUCAUCUGCGCCAUCAUUUGGUUCAUUCGACAAGUGCAUCACUAACUCCACGCUGAUUGGUGCCUCCGACCUUCACACUUCAAUGCAGAAUCUGACCAGACUUUAGAUGCCUUGCCAACUCUGAACAGAUUAACUCAAGUGAUUCAUCGUUGUUUUUUUUAAAGCACUAAACUCAGGGAAGAAAACAAUGUAGAUAAAGUCAAGAGAGAAACUGCUCCAGUAGAACAUCAAGUGACGAAAUGUUAUAAAUUAGUCAAUGAUAUACCCGGAUCUUUGGACACGAACUUCGUGUCAGGUCCUAAAGUAUUUAAACAAAAAGUAUAACCCAAUAAAAUAUUGAAACAAACAA